AUGACAACAGAAACCUUAGAACACACUACAACAGAGCCCAUCAAGCGAAUAAUCCGGCAAUUCAGCCACACAGUCCUGACUGACCACCCUGACGACCAGCUCGCGGUGGUUCUCGCAACACAAGAAACGAAAGAUGAAGAAGAUGAGAAAAAUGCAGUCAUCCUCAGACAACAGUGGAAGUCCCUGUUCCUCCUGGGUGCAACACAACACUUCGAAACAGAAGAAGAAAAGAAGCUCGAUGAAUCAAGUCUCGAGCUAGCCAAAGCAUGGGAAGACUUCCAAAAAUGCAUCCCCAAAACCCAACGCGCCCCCAUUGAUAGCCCACCAGACUUCAACUCCGUGGCUCAAGCCGUAGCGACCGCCCACUCGGCUUGGAAAGCCAAAGAGAAAGGCAAGAUGUCCAAGUUCAAAAAUUACUUCGGGAACCUGUGCCAGAGCCUCUAUGAUUUCAAAGACGUUUUUGCCGUGCUUCCAACCCAGGAUAAGUAUAUAGUUAGGCCAUUCAUUGAUAAACCGCAGGCAACAACCAACCACCGGAAGAUCGCUAUGGCCAUCUCGGACUGUCUCGAAAACCUGGGCGAGGAUAUCAGCUACUGGAAACGCCAAUUGAUAAUCCACUCCUCCAACCCCCAUAUGAAACGCUACAUCGCCUCGCUCUACACGUUAAUCUUUCAACUCCUCGUCUCGAUAAUGUUCUGGUUCAAGUCAUCUGUGCACCGUCUAACCUCCGCCUUUGACACGAACGCCCUUGAAAAAUUGAUAUCCGGCAAAACCACAAAAAUGCAGGCCCUAGCCCAACGUUUGGAAAACGAGGGGAAAUUGGUUACAGAAGCACAUGUCCAAAAAUUGGUACAAUCGGCCGAAGAGAAAGAGGGUCAAAAUAUUGAUAUCGCGCGAGCCUUAGAGCGUUUCCUCGGCGAAGUCGAAGGUCGCUUCCUAGGCCGUGUCGAAAGCCUCGUUGCGACCUCGAUCCAGACCUCACUCCGCCAGGAGGCAAAAGCUAUUCUCUGGGACAUGCAUUAUUCACGCUCCACCCAUAUCCCCUCCCCUCCUCUCCAACUAUCAGAACCUCCGACCUCCAGUUCGCUUUCCCAUUCUCAACAUAACGUAUACACGCACGCCCAACUUCUCGCCAGCGGACUCCGACUACAGAAAUACGCACAAAACGGUCUAGUAGAGAAGUUAGCCUCGAGAUCAAAAGAAUUACAGCUUCACACCGAGAUCCUGACACGGAUAGCGCGCUGGUCCAAAAAUCCUAUUAGCGCAUCCCUCUGGAUCUGCGGGAUGCACCAGGCUGAGAGGCCAUCGCGUUAUACACUUACUACUGCACAUCUCGUUCUCGCUACACAGAAUGCGGGUAUUCCCGUGCUGUCGUAUUUCUGCCAGCGGCGUGCGUUAUCUCGUCCGAUUGUGGGGGGAGAAGAGCAGGAAGAGGAUGAGCAUGAGGAUGAUGAAGAGGAGAGGCCUGCGAAGAGCAAAGUUUCUAUGGUAGUACUGAGCCUUAUUUUCCAACUCGUGCGCCUGCUUCCCGAGGUCGUUACGACACAGAUAGACCUCUCAGUUUCACGCUUCUCGUCACUAGCGCCCACACACUCUGCCCUACCUCUUGCUAUGUCGCUACUCAAAGACCUUUUAACCUUCCGUCCACCGCUUAUGUUCUGUUUCAUCGAUGGGCUGCACUUACUUAACCCAACUGGGAUGGAGAAGGUGGAAGUGGAGGCGUUGAGGGAGGUGCUUCGAAUAUUGAGAUUUGAAGGGGAGGUUGGUGCGGGAACUGGGAUCACUGGGAGGGUGGAGAGGGUUGCCAAGACACUAUUUACGACAGAUGGAUUUUGUGGUAUUUUAGGAGGAUUGAGGGGAGAAAGCAGACUCAACGUGGCGGAUUUUGAGGGUGAAGGAACGGUAGGGAGGGGGGUUGACUUCGUGGAGACGAGAGCGCGGAGGGUGAUUUGA
Molecule: messenger RNA, 1953 nt
Organism: Glarea lozoyensis ATCC 20868
Lineage: Eukaryota; Fungi; Ascomycota; Leotiomycetes; Helotiales; Helotiaceae
Exons: 3
Coding region: 1-1953 (650 amino acids)
Source: RefSeq, a predicted model, not a curated record